AUGGCCGGAGCAGGGAAAACAGCUUUAGCAACUCAGGUGCAUAACAAACUUUUAGAAGAAGCUGGUGAUGACUUCAAGCAUAUUAUUUGGGUUACCGUGUCACAAUAUGAUAAUAGCAUUUAUAAGUUGCAAAAAGUCAUUGCAAGAUCAAUUAAUUUAGACAUAUCUGAUGAGUGUGAUGUCAAAAGGAUAUCAGGGAUAUUAUUGCAUGCAUUCAACCACAUAACUAGAUGUGUCCUUAUUUUAGAUGAUGUUUGGAAUCCUAUCUAUUUAGAAGAGGUUGGAUUUCCAGUUUCAAAUAAUGGGAUUAAAUUGAUUUUGACAACUCGAUUAUGGGAAGUGUGCCAAAGUAUGAAUUGCAUGAAGAACAUAAUAGAAGUAGAACCUCUAAGUAAAGAAGAUGGUUUUGAUUUGUUUAAAAAGACUCUUGGAGUCCAUCAAAUACAACCGAUUGGGGUGGAGCCUAAAGCAAGGGCGGUGGCAGAACAAUGUGAGGGUUUGCCCCUUGCAAUUGUUAUGAUAGCAAGAAGCAUGAAGGGAAAAGAGCACAUAAGAGAAUGGGAUCAUUUGUUGGAAUGCCUUCAAAACAUGGGUGACGGGCAAUAUCAUAUGGAUGAGAGGGUAUUUCAGGUAUUGAAAUCUAGUUAUUCUUUCUUAAAUGAUAAAUUGCAAAGGUUUUUUUUGUAUUGUGCAUUUAGUGUCAGCAAGACUAUUCGGGAUAGCGAUAUUGAGCCUUUGGUUAGAAGAUUUUGCUAUGGGGAAUGGACAGAUGGGACAAAGAGCUUCACGAUGCGAUAUAAUGAAGGUUAUGCCAUGUGGCAAAAGUUAAAAAAUAGCAGUUUGUUGUUGAAAAAGAAUGGGACAUGGAGAGUGCACACUUUACUUCAGGUCAUGGCUCUUACUAUUGCAAAGAAGACUGAAAAAAUCAUGACAAAACAUGGUAUGAAUUUAAUAGGAUUGUCAGAGAAUGGAAAAUGGAAUGAAAAUUUGCAGAAUGUUUUUCUAAGUAGAAGCAACAUACCGCAAAUUUUUAAUGAUACAUCUCCCAAGUGCUCUAAACUCUCCGCAUUACUUUUAGAUUCUAAUUUUCAUCUCAAAUGGAUUCCAGAUGAUUUUUUUAUUAACAUGCCUGCCCUUAAAAUACUUGAUUUGUCUGACACAAGCAUUGAGCAUUUGCCCAAAUCUGUAUCUAACUUGGAAUGUCUCAUUGCAUUAUUGCUUUCACGAUGUGAAAAUUUGGAGUAUGUCCCUUCAUUAGCAAAACUGCGGUGUUUAAUAGAGUUGGACCUUUCAUAUACUGCAAUUAGUGAAGAACCUUGUGGCUUGGAAUUCUUGGUCAAUCUUGAAUUGUUGAAUCUAGAAGGUACAGAUGGGUUCACAAUCUCAUCAUCAACAAUAUCCGAAUUGACCAAUCUACAGUCUCUGUUGAUGAGGUGGCACUCAACGUCAAUGGAUCUACGAGGUUUGAGAAAGCUGAAAGUUAUAUCAGUCACUUUUCGUGAUAUUGAAAAGUUUAAUGACUUUGUUAUAAGUUUCCUAGAUGAAGAUCGCGGACUCAAAGGUUAUUAUCUAAGUUUAGUCAUACCACCUUGUGAUGAUGAUGGUUCCUUGGAUGGAGAAACCUGCCACUUGAAAAGGGUGCUUUUAUGUGGUAUUGAUUGGGCAAAUAGAGUAGCGGUACCAGGAGACGUCAAAGAGUUGAUUAUAAUCGAAGGUGACUAUUUGACAAGGACAACUUGCCUUUGCCGUGCUUUAUGGGUCCAAAAAAAUAAUAAUAAUUUACCAAAAAUUGAAUGGUUCGAAAUAAGUGAAUGCGAUAAGCUGGAGUACUUGUUCUGUGGCGCUCCCACUUGCUCAUUUUGCGCCUCUGUCAUGUUAGUUGAAAGGCUGUACCUUAAUGGGCUGAAAAACUUGACACAAAUAGUGAUACAACUUCCUCUAUCUUUGGAUAGCCUGUUCCUUUAUCUCAGAGAAUUCGAUAUUCAGGGGUGUAGAAAAAUGACGAUUCUGAUGACGUCAGAAAUAUUAGCACAGCUCCAAAACCUAGAGACUAUUUCUGUUGCAGAUUGUGAGUCGAUGGAAGAAAUAAUUAGAGAGAAUGGCGGCAACACUUUUAACCCUACUAUCACUCUUCCCAAAGUGAGAUCGUUGAGACUGGAAUUUCUACCAGAAUUAACUUUUGUAUUCAGAGGGACCAUGCUCUGUCCUUCUCUCCAAUGUUUUGAGGCCCGAUACUGUGAGAAACUAAGCCCCCCUCAUAUAGAGAUCACAGAAGGAUAUAAGCUUCAAAUGCAAAUGAAAACAGAGGAGACAUUCUUGGGACCCCGACCCUAUUGGAAAUAUGAUAUUCAGGUACAAAUCUCCUCCAAGAUUUGA
Messenger RNA from Neltuma alba, 2376 nucleotides. RefSeq names its product probable disease resistance protein At4g27220. NCBI's taxonomy places the organism in Eukaryota, Viridiplantae, Streptophyta, Magnoliopsida, Fabales, Fabaceae. Gene Ontology annotation, molecular function: ADP binding; protein binding. The transcript has a single exon. Bases 1 to 2376 code for a protein of 791 amino acids. The record is from RefSeq and is a predicted model, not a curated record.